CCGCACCGAGCCCAGAAACUCGUCAAAGAGACAAGUGAAGUCAAUUCCUCGACAGGCACUCUGCCAAAACGGUUAAACUAUCACAACUCUUUCUGUGUUGGUCCAUCUAUCAACUCUUUACCCUCUUAUCCAGCUGCCGCCCUACCACAACUUCAGACUUGUUACAUUCCACUGGUCGAAAUGUGUACCCAUUUUUGGCAAAUUUGGCCUCAUCACACCUGCUAUUUACCCUGGCCCCCUCUCAUUCGAUCGGUUACUCCGACUCAGGCCUCAAGUCCGGAUCUCCCUCAUGGUCUCGUAGAUCCGUUCCAUAUCUUUCUGGUUAGCCGAUUUCACUCGGUUCAAGUCCCAGUGUGCGUUUUAUUCCAGGCGCUAUUUCUCAAGGCAUUAGAAGUACGUACACUGCCGCCUCACAGAGAAAAGCGCAUGGGCUCUGAUUCUGAUAUCAAGCAUUGCCUUCACGGAUCGUCUCCUUGA
This is a messenger RNA of Protopolystoma xenopodis, 477 nucleotides long. The record is from the annotation of a GenBank genome assembly. NCBI's taxonomy places the organism in Eukaryota, Metazoa, Platyhelminthes, Monogenea, Polystomatidea, Polystomatidae.